Molecule: messenger RNA, 321 nt
Organism: Meloidogyne enterolobii
Lineage: Eukaryota; Metazoa; Nematoda; Chromadorea; Rhabditida; Meloidogynidae
Source: the annotation of a GenBank genome assembly
UCGACGAGCUCAAAAACUACGAUGACUUGACAACGUUUAGCAAAAUAAAAGAAUUAAUAGAUCCAUUGCAAGAAAAAGUCGAACUCAGACAAAUUGCCAAUGAGUAUAGUCAAUCUUGUAGAGAACUUUUUGAUAUUGGAGAGGAGGAGGGGGAGAGUUGGUAUAUUGGAGUUGGAAGAAAAAGGCGAUCUUAUAACAGAAGAGACUCGAGGCCUGAACAAGAAAGUGGAGAGGAAAGUGGCGAAGAAGACAAUCGUGAUUAUAACUCGAGUGUGCUUAAUGUUGAAGCAAACAAUAAUGAACAGAGUGGAACAGAGUUAG